AUGUUCCGGUAUUGGGCCGAGAUACACGUCACCUACCCAAUUUUCUCUACUCCACCUCCUGUCCGACUUCUCUCGCGCGCUCCCCUGCUUCAAACUCCCGGAGGGUACCUGCUAAAGGCACUCCGAUGCUUAAGUCAGUUUGGUUAUCCGAUCGGGUUAUCCGCCGGAGGGACAAGGAAAGGAAGGAUAUCCACCGCCCGGAUACCCGCCUCCUGGAUACCCGCCACCCGGAUACCCGCCUCCCGGAUAUCCCCCACAGCAUGGCUAUCCUCCGCCGCCUUACCCCGCCCAGGGCUAUCCUCCGCCGCCCUACGCUCCUCAAUACGCUCCGCCUCCGCCCCCGCAGCAACAAAAUUCACAGAACUCUGGUUGCUUGGAAGGCUGUUUGGCUGCUCUCUGCUGCUGUUGCCUAUUGGAUGCGUGCUUCUGAGAUGACAUUUGCUUUGCACAAACUGGAAACUCGAUGAAGUGUGUUUCAGCAUUGAACUCGAUCAAAUUUGUGUCUCUUUUCUCUCUCUUUUCUUUACUUUACAUUAUCCCUUGUUGAUUUUUUUAUUAUUUUUGUUAAAUAAUAUGAACUGUUACUUGCUUCCAAACCUCAAACUGCUUCAUUCACUUGCUUUUAUUGCUAAGAAAGUUACACAUUGAUGCUCCU
Vigna radiata var. radiata (mung bean) is the source of this 655-nucleotide messenger RNA. RefSeq lists its product as uncharacterized. The record is from RefSeq and is a predicted model, not a curated record. The coding region runs from base 1 to 435 and encodes 144 amino acids. The transcript is spliced from 3 exons. NCBI's taxonomy places the organism in Eukaryota, Viridiplantae, Streptophyta, Magnoliopsida, Fabales, Fabaceae.